Messenger RNA from Daphnia magna, 1842 nucleotides. RefSeq lists its product as uncharacterized. Lineage: Eukaryota; Metazoa; Arthropoda; Branchiopoda; Diplostraca; Daphniidae. Bases 94 to 1509 code for a protein of 471 amino acids. The record is from RefSeq and is a predicted model, not a curated record. Gene Ontology annotation, molecular function: protein binding. Gene Ontology annotation, cellular component: membrane. The transcript is spliced from 10 exons.
CGAAAAAGACUCAGUUGGAACAACAGCGGCGGUGACAUAAGACAAGGCCAAGCAGCGACCUUUUUCCUUUCCGCGAUUUGUUGCCUCAUUUCGAUGAUGGCGCGUAACGUGAAUUCCGAAACGUAUACAGUGACAAAUACAAAUGGCCGGGGAUCACCAUUGUUGUUGCGAUAUUUUCGUGGUAUAGACAGGCCAGUCAUACGUCAGGUUCGAAGUUUCCGUGACGAAAACGUUCGCUAUCGCUUCUUAAAGUGGAUUGCUUUAUCCAUCAGCACCGUUUCUGUGGUAGCUGGAGGCCUCGGUGUAGGGACGACUCUAUGGGCCCUGUCAAAGACGACUUAUCUUCAGAUCGUAAGAUCAAGCAGUGCUGGAGUCUACUUGCUGAUGGUCUCCGUGGCUUUGUUGCUCCUAACAGGAGUCGUUGGGUUUACCGGGGUUUUACGGCACAACAAAUCCAUAAUGGGAAGUUUUAUUGUCUUAUUGUUUGCCUCACUGGUAUUCUUUUUGGUUGGCGGGAUCUGGACGUACAUAACAGCUACCCAGACAGAUCAGCUGUCGUUGCAAAGAGUAGCCCAAAUCGUUCGGUACGACUAUGGGAAAGAUUCUAGCAAAACGGCCCUUCUUGAUAUCGUUCAACAAUCAUUCCGAUGUUGCGGUUCCACCAACUUUUUGAGCUGGACGACAUCGUCUUACAGUUUAAAUCAAACGGAAACCAAUUUUCGAAGCGAUUCAGGAGUUAGACUCACAUUCACCGUACCAAAAUCGUGUUGUAUCGAACCGGCGAGUCAGGAUUGCCAGGAUCAUCGCCAUAUGAAAUCUGAUACAACAGCCAAUAAAUACAUCUAUACCAAGCUGAGCAGCCAAAACUUAACAUUUCUAUUAGGUGUUACUAAAAUAGUUUCAGAAAUGGCAAGCAUAUUUUGUUGUUUUAGAGGCUGCGCCAGUUUCCUUGAUCUAGGAUUUGCGACUCCUGCAGUACCUAUAAAGAAACAGCCUACAAUAGCCUUAGAUCAACAACAAAUUGGUCAAGAAGUGGUGCUAGUAAAAGAUGGAUCAAGAAUAUGUGGUACUGGUGGGGCACUUGGAAAUACAGCUAUAAUGCAAGACAAGGCUUACUUUGAAGUGAGACUGCAACAGUCAGGUAUCUGGGGUAUUGGGCUUGGUUCCGAAAAAGCAGAUCUGAACACUGUUCCAAUGGGAAAUGACACAGAUUCUUGGGUUAUGUGUUCAGAUGGUUACCUUCGUCACAACAAGGAAGAAACGCAUCAUAUUACACAGUUGCCACAAGAAGGAGACACUAUAGGUGUUAGUUACAAUCACAUUGAACUAAACUUCUACUUGAAUGGUCAAAAAUUGGAUUGUCCAUUCACUAAUGUAAGAGGACAAGUGUAUCCUGCAGUUUAUGUUGACGACGGAGCCGUUUUGGACGUUGUUUUUGAUAACUUUGUGCACGAUCCUCCACCCGGCUUUGAUAAAAUUAUGUUGGAACAAUCUCUUUUGGAAACAUAGGAAAGUAAAUUUAUUAAUGCCAAAUGUCGAUCUUCACGUCAAGGCUCAUUGAUCUUAUCUGAUGUUCAUUCCGUCAUCUGGUUGGCUACACGUUCUUUAGUAACUCAACUUCCUUAGCUAGGGAUGUUACUUGAUUUUGCAGCUCACGUACUUGAUCCCGCAAUGCAUAUACUGUAUCGACUAAACUCCUGUAUGUCAAAGAUAAACAAAAAAGUUAAUUUUAAUUGUAUGAUUGUUUCCCCUAUCUACGAGUCUAAUUUAGCUUUAUAUUUCAGCCACCAUAAAUAACCUGUUUUCUGUUGCUAAAAAAUAAAACGUACCUCUCCUCCAUGA